AUGGAAUUGACACUGCUGCUGAAGGUCGUGCUGAUUAUGAUACCACUGCCAGCAAAUGGGGCAGAUUGUGCAGCUGGAGAUUAUGCUGGUGAUAACACCCCAAAAACCAGAAGCUCAUCAGACUUUAGUACAAAUGGCAUGAGCCUGCUAACCGAAGACACAGUUCCUUGUACUUGCGGAGUUGUCUAUGAAUGGUUAUAUUAUGCCAAAAGUGUGAACACUGUUUAUUUUCAAAUUUGGAGGGGAACUGGCACAGCAGGCGAAUAUGAGCUAGUUGGUCAACACCAGCACACGCCAACUGCUACUGGUAGUAAUACUGCCACGUUUACCUCGACAGAUCGAAUCUCUGUUAAUGAAAAUGACAUUAUUGGCUGGUAUUCUCCUGGUGCAUCGGUAGUAAGUUAUAAAUCAAACGGAGGCGGUCCGGACUACCGGACGUCUACUUCGGUCGGAGCAUUGACAGUGGGAAACACGCACGACUGGUCCGGAGAUGCUCUGCAGACGGGAAAACGAUUCGGAUUCCAAGCUAAAUUACAACCAGGCUCUACCCCUACAAUAACAAAUUUGGUAGCCUCGACCUCGAUCAGCGACAUUUCGGCAGCUGGCUUCCUCGUAUAUACCCUUACAGUAUAUGAUGAUGACGGCGACACGAUUACAACUUCAAUGACGUCAUCUUCUACAGAAUUUAGUUUUGAUACAAAUACACUUGAAGUCACGACGCUCAUUAAUACAAUUGCUGCAGGGACGUACACUUUGACGUUCCAGGUUCAGGAUCCUUGUGGGAAAACAAGCACUGGAACUCUAACAAUAACAGUGGAGAAUUCGCCCCUGUACAUUACCAACUUGCCGAGUUAUGCCGUGGUCAGUCAGGAUUUAACCGCCGUGACACUCCUCCACAGCUUGACAAUAUCAGACGUCUCGCCAACUGAUAGCAUCGCCAGUUGUACCUUAACUUCUGCCCCUAAAUUCACUAUAUCUAUUGUGUCUGGAACAACAUAUGGAAUAUACUCCAUUUCAAAUCCUGGAUUUGACUAUACAACAACAAAGAAAUACCAGUUUGAUACCACCUGCACCGAUUCCUAUGGAUCGUCAGAUAGCGGGACCUUCUACGUGUAUAUUACAUCCAACACCCCACCUACAUUCUCCAAUCUACCAGCAACAACAACGAUACCUAGUAGCACACUAGGCGGUACCAGUGUGUAUACUGUGACGGCAUCUGACGUGGAUAUUUCGGAUGCUAUUUCAUUUAGCAGCAUUACGUGUUCUUCUGGAGGAACAUGUCCAUUUACAAUUACGGCAGCAGGUGAAAUCCAGACAAACGCUGAUUUGACGUCACUUACCAUUCCUGGAUAUGACUUAUAUGUCACAAUAAGCGACGGCACAAAUACAGUAGGACCAAGAACACUAACCGUCAAGAUAUCGGGUAUAAAUUCGCCACCUGUCAUUCAGAGCACACCUCUUACGUUUUCACUAUCGUUAAUGGAGAACAGUGCACGAGGUGCCUCCGUUUAUCAGAUAAAUGCUGCAGAUCCAGACCUUGAUACACUUACUUACAGUGCUGUAAUAACACCUGCUGGUGAAGGUGCAACCGUCUUCUCAUUUGAUACAUCUAGUGGAUUACUGUCUACGUCGUCCUCUACAACUGUAGAUUACGAGAGCUUGACCAGCACAAGUUUUACAGUGGAUGUAACUGUAACGGACAAUACACUGACAGACACUUACUCAACUUUCACUGUCAAUGUGGUGAAUAUAAAUGAACCCCCAGUGUUCGGGAGCACGACGUACUAUGUCAGCGGAAACGAGGGAAACGAUGGAGAAAGCUUCGGCAAUCCAGGAUUUGUGGUGACUGACCCUGACACUAGCGCUACACAAUCCUACUCUGUGGAUUGCACCGCUAUAGCUAUGGAUUCCAGCACUGGUGCGGUUACAUUGAGUGGUAGUUAUGACCUUGAUAUUUCUGGUACAGCUUCAGUUUUGACAUGCAUCGCCACAGUAUCGGAUGGCGAACUGACUGAUACGGCACAGCUUAUUGUUACGAUCAAUGACGUCAACGACCAUUCACCAGCUUUCGGCCAGUCAUACUACACUAUAUACACGACCAUUUACGGAACUAUCGGUGAAACAAUUGGGAGCAUAGCUGCCACUGACGGGGAUUUGGGAAUCUUUGGAGCGCUCAGCUACACACUUGACCAAGCAUCCCUUAAUGAUACCUACUUUGGAGUAAGUGGCACUGGUAAUGUAUACCUCAACAAACUCCUUACGUCCUUUGGAGACGGGACAUACUUUGCUUUUACUGCAACUGUGACGGACUAUGGCGGACUAACAGACACAGCAAAUGUCGUUGUCGUUGUGUACAUGACUACCACUGCUCCGACAACCACUACCACGGAGCAGUACAUAACAUUCUUCGAAUACCCGCCAAAUAUUGUUUGGUUUACCGUAUUCUGGCUGACAGCAGUCUUUACGACUGCCGUGUUCGGAUACCUGAUUUACAAGCACGAGUUUCUGCGACAGCUCACUUGUGAAGAUUUUAAGUCUGUGUUUCGAGAAAAGAAAAAAAGAAGCAUUAAAAGGAAACAUCGGAAGACGAAAAGGAAGCAGUUAGCAUCUGGACAUAGAGAGAGAGGAGGUGUGACGUUCGCCUCGCCCAGCAUGGCAACACAUAUCAACACUAAACUAUAA
Molecule: messenger RNA, 2682 nt
Organism: Ylistrum balloti
Lineage: Eukaryota; Metazoa; Mollusca; Bivalvia; Pectinida; Pectinidae
Product: protocadherin Fat 4-like
Exons: 18
Coding region: 1-2682 (893 amino acids)
Biological process (GO): homophilic cell-cell adhesion
Cellular component (GO): plasma membrane
Molecular function (GO): calcium ion binding
Source: RefSeq, a predicted model, not a curated record